CUGAUUCUACAAUAAUCGACAGUGACACGCGGAUAUGUUAGCAGCUCCUAGAAUUUCCAGUUUGCACCCAAAAAUCCCUUAAAUGGCUUAAACCACACGCUGCUGCAUCUCAUCAUUUCAAUCUCAAAUUCUCAAUGUCAAUGCUUCUCCUAUUCCAUUCCAAUUUGGUUUCCCUCUCCAUUUUACUCACUUGAUAUAAUAAAACCCCAGAUCUACACCUUCCCCCCCAAUACGCUGCGUUUCGAUGCCCCUUCACUAUUAGUCACACACUUCCUUCCCUCCCCCUAAUUUCUUUUCAAUCAUGGAGUCCGAGCUCAAAGACCUCAAUUCCCAACCCGCCUCCAAGCCCCCCGGCGGCGGCGACGGCGGUAAGGAUAACCGCCCGCUCCUCAAGCCCGACCCGGCCCCCUCCGUCUCCGCCGAGGAGCUCCGGGAGCUGGAGAAGAAAUGCGCCGCUUACGUCCGCAGCGACGCCUACGGCACCAUGGGGCGCGGCGACUUGUCGUUCAAGGAGAAGCUCCUCCUCGGCGUCGCGGUCGUCACUCUCGUCCCCAUCCGCGUCGUCGUCAUCAUGACGCUGCUUGUGUUCUACUACUUGAUUUGCCGGAUUUGCACGCUUGGAUUGUCGCCGAAUCGAGACGAGGACGAGGGCGAGCAGGAGGAUUAUGCCCACAUGGGAGGAUGGAGGCGCGCGGUGAUCGUCUGGUGCGGCCGAUCCUUAUCCAGAGUCAUGCUUUUCGUUCUAGGGUUUUAUUGGAUCAGCGAAACCUAUAGAAUACCUGAUUCCGCUGAACAAUCCAAGCCUGAGGGGAAAGAGGAGGAGGGUGAGGAGGCUGAGAAGCCUGGAGCUAUUAUAUCUAACCAUGUAUCGUAUUUGGAUAUCUUGUAUCACAUGUCGUCUUCCUUUCCCAGCUUUGUUGCUAAGAGAUCGGUGGCUAAACUUCCUCUAGUUGGCCUCAUCAGCAAGUGCCUCGGUUGUGUCUAUGUUCAGCGGGAGUCAAAAUCAUCCAACUUUAAGGGUGUUGCAGGUGUUGUGACAGAUAGAGUUCGAGAAGCACAUCAGAAUAAAUCUGCACCACAAAUUAUGCUUUUCCCAGAAGGUACUACUACAAAUGGGGACUUUCUUCUGCCAUUCAAGACAGGAGCAUUUUUGGCUAAAGCUCCAGUGCUUCCAGUAAUUCUUAGAUAUCCUUACAAGAGAUUUAGUCCUGCCUGGGACUCAAUAUCUGGGGUGCGACAUGUGAUAUUUCUUCUCUGUCAAUUUGCAAAUCACAUAGAGGUCACAAGGUUACCUGUUUAUUACCCUUCACAAGAAGAAAAGGAUGACCCAAAAUUCUAUGCUGAUAAUGUCAGAAGAUUGAUGGCCAGUGAGGGUAGCAUGACACUGUCGGAUAUCGGACUUGCGGAGAAGCGAGUAUAUCAUGCUGCGCUUAAUGGUAAUAAUUGCCAUCCUAGUGUUUUGCAUCAGAAAGACGAUUGAUAAAUUUCAUGGCCUCGCACCCACUCCCAAAUGAUAUCUAGUGGCAGUUUGUUUUGCCAAUGCUAAUUCGGAUUCGCCAUCUGUAAUUAUAUUCAUUCUAUGAUACAAUUCAUUAUAGGGAAAACUAAUUUACACAUGGAUUGUAGAGGGUAGUCCCUUUUGUCAGAACCUGUAUUUACUGAUGCGUUGCCGUGGAGUUGGAAGUGGGCUGGGCUUUUGUGAUUGUUGUAUGUCAGUAUGUCUCUCCAUCAGUUUAUUGGAUGAAUAGGGGUAGGUUAACCCACCAUUAUUGGGUUGGUAUACAUUGUACUGAUGAUAUGUCCAUAGAUUAGGUUUGGUUGGAAAAUUUAGAACUUGUUCCUCAAAUUAGAUUGAUUCUUUGACUGCUCAAUCCUUUUUUGCUC
Molecule: messenger RNA, 1884 nt
Organism: Argentina anserina (silverweed cinquefoil)
Lineage: Eukaryota; Viridiplantae; Streptophyta; Magnoliopsida; Rosales; Rosaceae
Product: lysophospholipid acyltransferase LPEAT1
Exons: 9
Coding region: 302-1480 (392 amino acids)
Biological process (GO): phospholipid metabolic process
Cellular component (GO): endoplasmic reticulum
Molecular function (GO): lysophosphatidylethanolamine acyltransferase activity
Source: RefSeq, a predicted model, not a curated record